Messenger RNA from Oxyura jamaicensis (ruddy duck), 3556 nucleotides. It is a transcript of the gene TMEM63C, whose product is annotated as transmembrane protein 63C. Gene Ontology annotation, molecular function: calcium-activated cation channel activity. Gene Ontology annotation, cellular component: plasma membrane. The coding region runs from base 180 to 2672 and encodes 830 amino acids. The record is from RefSeq and is a predicted model, not a curated record. The transcript is spliced from 25 exons. Lineage: Eukaryota; Metazoa; Chordata; Aves; Anseriformes; Anatidae.
GCUGCGCAGAUCCAGCGGGAGCGGGGCCGGGCCCCGGGCAGAAACUCAAGCAAAUGCUGUGGCUCCUCGUUCCUGCCUGCUGACCACGCCAGGGUAGCCAUGACACAACCCAGCUUCCAGGAGUGAGGGGGAGAGGUGGAGAGAGACCUGUCUCAGGCCGAGGCCCCGUGACGGCACCAAUGGAGAGCGUGUACUCGGUGGACCCAGCGCCGGACGGUGCCGGCCCCACCUCGCUGGACGUGCUCAGCUUCCUGGACACCCUGGUGAACAGUACAGAGGAGCAAUGCUUCAGUGCCCGCUCCCGCAGCACCGUCCUGCAAGGGCUGCCCUUCGGUGGCGUGCCCACCGUGCUUGCCAUCAACUUCAUCCUCUGGCUGCUUCUCCUCCUGAUCUUCUCCUGCCUUCGGAAAGCGGCUUGGGACUAUGGGCGCCUGGCGCUGCUGAUGGACAACGAUAGCUUGACGUCACUUUUCUAUGGGGAGCAGAGCGAGAAGGAGAAGUCCCCGUCGGAGAGCAGCCCCCUGGAUGCCGACAACAAGGACGUGGGCUUCUGCUCCUGGCUCAUUUCCAUCUACCAGAUGAAGGAUGAGGAGAUUCAGAGCAAGUGUGGGAUCGACGCCACCACCUACCUCUCCUUCCAGCGGCACCUCCUGGUCCUGCUGAUGCUGGUCUGCGUGCUGUCCGUGGCCGUCAUCUUGCCCGUCAACUUCUCGGGGGACCUCCUGGGACACAACCCCACGCACUUCGGCCGGACAACCAUCGCCAACAUCCCGACACAGGACCGUCUCCUGUGGCUGCACAGCAUCUUUGCCCUCAUCUAUUUCAUCCUCACCAUCCUCUGCAUGGCUCACCACUCCAUCCAUCUGGAAUACAGAGAAAACGAGAAGGUUGCACGGACAUUGAUGGUUACCCACAUCCCCAAGGAGAUCACAGACCCUUCCCUCAUCAUCAAGCAUUUCCACGAGGCAUAUCCCAGCUGCACUGUCACCAACGUCCAGUUCUGCUUCGAUGUCCGCAAGCUGAUGAAGCUGGAUGUGGAGAGGCGCAAGGCAAUGAAAGGGAGGCUUUACUUCACCACCAAGGCACAGAAAGAGGGGAAGAUCAUGAUCAAAACCCACCCUUGUGCCCGCAUCUUCUGCUGCCGCUUCUGUGGCUUUGAGCAGGUGGACGCUGAGCAGUACUAUGGGGAGCUGGAGGAGAAGCUCACGGAUGAGUUCAACGCCGAGCGCAACCGCAUCAUGCUGAAGCGGCUCGACAUGGCCUUCGUCACGUUCCAGGAUGAGCGGAUGACGGCUGUGAUUUUGAAGGACUACAGCCACAUCCACUGCCGCAAGCACCCUCAGCAGUCCUCCGUGACCACCGUGGUUAAGUCGCACCACUGGGGCGUGCGCUACGCCCCCGCACCCAACGAUAUCAUCUGGGAGAACUUGUCGGUCCGUGGCACAUCCUGGUGGCUGCGAUUCAUCCUCCUUAAUAUCUGCCUCUUCAUUCUCCUCUUCUUCCUCACCACACCAGCCAUCAUCGUCAAUACCAUGGACAUGUUCAAUGUCACACGGCCUGUGGAGAGCCUCAAGAACCCCAUCAUCACCCAGUUCUUCCCCACGCUGCUGCUCUGGGCCUUCUCUGUCUUCCUGCCUUUCCUCGUCUACUACUCGGCCUUCUUCGAGUCGCACUGGACAAGGUCAAGUGAGAAUCAGCUCACCAUGCACAAGUGUUUCUUCUUCCUGGUGUUCAUGGUCAUCAUCCUGCCCUCGCUGGGCCUGACCAGCUUGGACCUCUUCUUCCGCUGGCUCUUCGACACCCACUUCCUGGACGAGGCCGACAUCAAGUUCCAGUGCGUUUUCCUCCCAGACAAUGGCGCUUUCUUUGUCAACUACGUCGUCACCUCCAGCCUGAUCGGGACAGCCAUGGAGCUGCUGCGCAUCCCCGGCCUCCUCGUCUACACCGCCCGCCUUUGCCUCGCCAAGUCCGAGCCUGAGCGGCUCCACAUCAAGCGGAGCCAAGCCUACCAGUUCCAGUUUGGGCUGGAGUAUGCCUGGACCUGCUGCAUCUUCUCCGUCGUCAUGACCUACAGCAUCACCUGCCCCAUCAUUGUCCCCUUUGGUUUGCUCUACAUGCUGCUCAAGCACAUGGUUGAUCGGUACAACAUCUACUACGUGUACAUCCCCACCAAGCUGAACCAGCGCCUCCACGUCGCCGCCAUCAGCCAGGUCGUGGUGGCCCCCAUCCUCUGCAUGUUCUGGCUGCUUUUCUUCUCCGUCCUGCGCCUCGGUCCCACACGCCCUGUCACCCUCUUCACCUUUGUGGUCCUCCUCUCCUGUAUCAUCUUCUCCUUCUUUGGCCUCUGCCUGAAGAAGCUGCAGCCACGGAAACCAUCCAGCUACCAGAUGUCCGAUCAGUCCGAGGGCGCCUUCAAUGAUGCUGAGCGGAGCAGCGUCUCCUCCACCCCCAACUCCAACCUCUUCGUGGCCACGGUCCUGCAGGAGCCUGAGCUGAGCCUGACGCCGGCAGCCUCCCCGGCACACCAGUCCUAUGGCACCAUGGGCAACCACCUGGAGCCGGCAGAGGAUGGGGAGGAUGGGGGCCUGCAGAGCUUCGAGACGGAGCUAGAGACAGUGGAGGGCGAGUACAGGACGGGCCCUGUGCUGGAGAGCCAGCCCCGCUACCAGUGAGCAUCCCCGCUGCCAGGGUGAGAGCCGAGAGCAGAGGAUGUGCAGGGGGCAGGACAGAGCCCACCUGCAGCCCCCAGGUCCUUGCACCGCCCCUGCCGCCAGCACCGACGGGUGCCCACUUGGCUGAUGGACCCAUGCACGGGUGCUGCCGGACAGGGGGACAGCAGGACUGCUGCGAGGGGGGGUCCCCAACCUAUUGCAAGGUGGCGUGGCCCUGCUGUUCCGGAGCAGCUCGGCCACCCUGUACCCCCCUAUCCCUGUCGGCCUCUUCCAGUCCAGGGUGGGGAAGAGGAGGUGCAGCCCCGUGAGGGGAGGUCUCCCUGAAAGACCUUACUGCAAGGAAAGGAGGGAGGCCCUGCCUGCAGCCGCACGUCCUCUCGGCCACACCAAACCUUUGCUUGCCCACCCGCUGCUGCUGCUGCCCAUGACGGCUGGUUUGCUCCUUCCCGUGGCCCUGGGUGCUGGCUCCAGCCCCCAACACCACCCCCAGGGCUUCACCAAUUAAAGCAGGGGCUGCUGAGAUGCUCGUGCUUUGGCCUGCGUGAGUGCAUGGGGCUGGAGCAGCUCCUCCUGCUCCCACGCCUGCCUGAGCACCAGCCGCCCUUCCUGGGGGCAGCAUCAAAACGCACACCCCGCUAUCCCGCGGUGCCAAGACCCCCAUCCUGGCAGGGUUUGCCCUGCCCUAUGCCCUCCCUCUGCUGCUGCAACGUGCUUGUGCCCUAGGGUCUUCAGGGAUGAGUGUGUUUCGUGGCCAUGACAGCAGCUGCCUUUUGACGGUGGCUCCCAUCCUCCUGCUCCUGCUGCCCGUGCUUUCCCUGGGACAGGCCAUGGGGAUCUGCACAGCUCCAUCCCAUUGCAACAGAGACAGGGGUGCUGGCAGCACC